Molecule: messenger RNA, 2472 nt
Organism: Symbiodinium sp. CCMP2456
Lineage: Eukaryota; Dinophyceae; Suessiales; Symbiodiniaceae
Source: the annotation of a GenBank genome assembly
AUGGGGUUGAGCGACUGGCACGAGCGAAUUGAUUUCUUGAAGGCCGGCUACACCACGGACAUGGAGACUCCUGCCCUGUCAACGCUGAUGACAGGCGACGUUUCCUCGGGUGUGAAUUGGCUGACCUGUUGGACGCUGGUAGCAGCUUGUCUCAUUGGAGCCGCUGUUGCGUGGCUUGCGAAGCGGCGCAAUGGAACAACCCACGGUGGCAGCCCGCCUGACGGGGCUGCCGUGCGACGCAGUAAGCGAAGCGAAGACACCGCACAAACCUUCGACAGCAACGUGCCAGAGGAUAUCUCAAAGGACUACAUGGAGAUCACAUUGGAGAGAUCUCAGAGGAGCGAGUCCUGGGGCUUCGUUUGGCACGUUCAAGCCUUCGAAGCCCAAAGGUUUCUGAUCGCUGGCUUGGAGGCAAAGUCUCCAGCCGGCCAGCUUAAGGACCGGCAGGCACAAGGCCUGCGCCCCCUCCGGCGAGGUGAUGAGCUGGUGAGCGUCAAUGGGGUGUGCCACUUUCAGUCAAUGCGCCGUCAUCUGGCGCGGGCAGAGAAGGUUCGCCUCCAAUUCCUGAAGGCCGAUCUCGUCCUUCCCCUGGAGUGUGACAGCUGCGACUGUGAUAGCCCAACUGCGGCGACCACGAAGCCUGGCCCAGUAGUGGCUGCACAGGAUUCGACCCGGAGCCCCAGCUCCCAGCCGAGCCAGCCCAGUCAGACCCAGCCAAACGACAGCCAACCGGCCGACCUAAGCCCAACCUCUCCCCAAGGAGAGGUUGCAGAGGUUGCAGAGGUUGCAGGCACGCAGUGCUCCACUGCCUUUUGCGCUGUUGAGCAUAGCUUGCCGGCACUUCCGUUUCCCUCCGACUCCCUCAGACAUGUCCCCGACAACAUCCCCGACAGUAUCACACAGCCUGCACCUGCAAUGGUCCGGGGAAGGGACACCGCCAUGAAGAGAGCCGACUUGCCUAACUGGUGUAAGGAAAAGAGAAAGUCUCGUCGACAUGCUUCCACGGGUGCAGAAGAAGAAGGUCGAUUCUCCAGCAAUUCCUCGGGAUCUGGUUCCGAGCAGGUCUCCGGCGAGAGCAAAUGCCCCUCCACAGAUUGGGAGUACAUGAUGGACAACAGGCCCGGCAGCUUGCUCCACACGGAGCUGGCGACCCGGGAGCCCCAGGCCCAGUCCCUCCACUCCAUGCCAAGAGCAGGAACCGUGGGCCUGCAUGGCGACUUCCAUGCUGGCAGCAACGUCGUAAUCGUAGCUGGCUCCCAAGCCAUGGCAUUGCAGACAGGUGCCCUGAGCACUGUGGUGGGCGGCGGCCUUUUCCAGGCACUCCCGCAGCUCCCGCAGCUCCCACAGCUCCCGCUGCCCCAGAUCCCUCUCCUGCCCCAAGCGCACAUCCUGUCCCAAGCCCCUGCAGAAGCCUCGGGCCUGGCUGACUACGUGCAAGGGUUCCCGACUAGAACUGCCAGGAGUGGGCAGGUCGCAAUGCCACAGCCCACUUCCUCCACCUCCCUUUCCCAAGCGCUUGAAGUCUCCAAGCUGCCACACGCAUCCCACGGAUCCCACGAGUCCCACGAGCCCAAGAGACUCCCCGAUCUUCCCGUCGCGCAGACCGAAGUCGCAGAGACGACAGCGGCGUCUCGGUCAGGAAGUGCUCCUCCACGAUCUUGCUUCCUGGUGCCGGAGCAGCCGGGCCCCCAAAAAGAAAGCGGCAAGAAGCGGACCUACCGCUCCGGAAAGCGGAUCCGAGCCAAGCGCACCCGCGCAGCCCAGCGGGCGCAGGUCGGGGUCUUGACAGGGCAAGCAGCCCAAAGCGGUGAAGGCGAAGCAGGCGAGGCAGGCGAGGCAGGGGAGCCUCCAAGCCGGCCGCGCGCUGGCAGCGCCCCGGCUGCCCUCCGUAGCCUGGAGCUCAGGGACAGCUCUGAGAAGGGCUAUUACAAGCCACGGAGGCGAGCUGGGAAGAAGGUGCGGCAGCGCAUGGAGCAUGCCAUCGCACGCAGGAAGGAGCAGGCCCUAAUGGCCGAAGCAGCGGAAAACUGCAGGAUGGUCUCGGAUGACGAGCCGGAGCCCAACGAAGCUCCGGUCGAGCUGCGACCAGUUGCAAAGCCCGUGCCCGUGCCUCACGCGAAGCCAUCGCACGCUUGCCAGAAGCGAGCAGAUUCGCCGACAUCAGUUUCAACUUGCACCACUGCUGCGGCGACCAUGGCCCAUGGCAGGCACACGGCUCAGCGGCCGCAGCGUCGGGCCUCCCGCACGCGAGCUCCCAACGCAGGCCCGGAGCUUCCAGGAGCUUCCGAGAUCGUUGGCCAGCGGGUGCUUCUUACCGGCCUUGUCCAUGCACCGCACUUUAACGGCCAUUGGGGCUACGUAGAUGGGUUUGACACGGACCAGCAGCGCUACAUCGUGCGGGUCUUCUUGGGUGAGCCAGGGACGCCGCCCACGGUGGUGACUUGCCUGCAUGGUCGGAUCUGUUGUCCAUGA